AUGGCAGGUGGUGUGAUAGCCAGUCUUCCUAAACCAAAGCGAAUUCAUUUCAUCUUGUCCAAGGUGAUGGGAGGAACAAUGGUGUUUUGGGUUCUGUGGAGGCUAAAGCAUGACUGGCAUGAGUUAGUGGUGAGUUUCCUACAUCUUAUCUUCUUUAGUCUGUGGCACAGAUGGAACUAAAUUUCUGGUUAAGUUCAUCUGUGAAAUGGCGCCAAAAACCUUUUUCUGGGGCCCUCACGUGUGUACCAGGAUUUAAGUUCGUGCCAUGAUUGGCCUGUACGAUUGGAUAGAUGAUGAUGAUAAUUGACAUUUUGUUUGUUCACAGGGUCAUAAAUACGUUUUUGAGAUGGAAGAUGCUGAGAAAGAGAAGCAAAAGAAUAAUGCCCAUCAUUAA
Messenger RNA from Porites evermanni, 394 nucleotides. NCBI's taxonomy places the organism in Eukaryota, Metazoa, Cnidaria, Anthozoa, Scleractinia, Poritidae. The record is from the annotation of a GenBank genome assembly.